AUGAGAGGAGACAGCAAUCAUGCCAUUACAGCGAAUUGGGUCCUCCAACUUUUCUGCCUCUCCCUCCUGACUCCAUUCGGGACAGGAGAAGAUGGGUCUUGCCAUGGAGCCUUUGAUUUAUAUUUUGUGUUGGAUCGGUCAGGCAGUGUGUCUGACAACUGGCUGGAGAUCUAUGGAUUUGUGGAACAACUUACGAAUCGUUUUGUAAGCCCGAAAAUGAGGGUAUCCUUCAUAGUCUUUUCAUCUAGUGCAGAAAUAAUCUUGCCUCUCACUGGAGACAGGGUGGACAUCGAUAGUGGUCUGCAGCAGCUGAGUAAGAUCAGACCUGCUGGUGAUACCUAUAUGCAUGAGGGUUUAAAAAAGGCAAUAGAGCAAAUGACUUCCCAGGGCGCAAGGGCAUCCAGCAUCAUUAUUGCACUGACGGAUGGAAAGCUGGAGGUUUUUAUGAAUGAACUUGCUAUAAAAGAGGCUGAUCUGGCAAGACAAUAUGGUGCAAGGGUGUAUUGUGUUGGCGUGAAGGAUUUUGAUGCAAACCAGCUUACAGAAAUUGCAGACAACAAAGAUCAAGUGUUUCCUGUGGUGGAUGGAUUCCAAGCCCUCAAAAACAUUGUAAAUUCGAUUUUACAGAAGUCCUGUGUGGAGGUUUUUAAGCUUGAGCCCUCCAGCAUUUGCGUCAAUGAAUCCUUCAACAUUGUUUUGAGAGGAAGAGGGUUUACUCAGGGAAGAACCUCAGAGGGUGUGGUCUGCACAUUAUCUGUCAAUCAUCAGGAUCCUUACAAUGAGAGGCCGAGUAUAGUGAAGGAUAAUUACGUGCUGUGUCCCGCUCCAGUGCUGACCGAGGUUGGACAAUCAAUUGAUGUGCUAAUUAGUCUGAAUAAUGGCCAGUAUUUCAUUUCAACUCCCAUCACAAUAUAUGCCACCACAUGUUCUGAUGGGAUGGUGGCGGUGAUUGUGAUCCUUGUGCUUCUGGUGCUGGUGGGUUUGAUUCUGCUCUGGUGGUUCUGGCCUCUCUGCUGCACUGUGGUUAUCAGGGACCCACCACCAUCUCGCCCGCCGCCUCCUCGCCCAAUACCUGAGCCUGAGAUUGACCCUUUGCCAAAAAAGAAAUGGCCUACAGUGGAUGCAUCGUAUUAUGGUGGCAGAGGGCCUGGUGGUAUUACACGUAUGGAGGUUCGCUGGGGUGAGAAAGGCUCUACGGAGGAAGGAACGCGGUUAGCAAAAGCCAAAAAUGCUGUGGUCAAAAUGCCAGAGGAGGAGUUUGAGGAGCCUGUAAUAACACCCCCUCCGAGACCACCACCAACAUAUCAGGCCCCGGUUCCAGACAAGUGGUACACUCCCAUUAAAGGACGGUUUGAUGCUGUGGCAGCAUUGCUGCGAAGACAAUAUGACAGAGUUGCUAUUAUGAGACCUACAGCAAAUGAUAAGGGGAGAUGCAUCAAAUUCACGCGAGUGCAAAGGCACUGA
Messenger RNA from Danio rerio (zebrafish), 1464 nucleotides. RefSeq names its product ANTXR cell adhesion molecule 2b (gene antxr2b). NCBI's taxonomy places the organism in Eukaryota, Metazoa, Chordata, Actinopteri, Cypriniformes, Danionidae. Gene Ontology annotation, molecular function: signaling receptor activity; transmembrane signaling receptor activity. The record is from RefSeq and is marked provisional. Gene Ontology annotation, cellular component: cell surface; external side of plasma membrane; membrane.